AUGUUUAAUCACACUGGACAGUCUCAUCACAUCUGGCAGGACUCAAAUGACUCCGUAAACACUCGCAGAAGAAAUAUUCCCGACACCGUUGUGAACGCGGAAGACUUCCCAUUUGUCGAGGACGAUACCGACAAGCAGUCCGAGUUCAUUAUCGAUCUGCGCACCAUACAAGUCCUCCGUUGCCAGUCCCGCUAUCCAGGGGAGGAUCGUGAGGUCCCCCGAAGGUCUUCGUUGCAGAAUGUGCUGGACUGGAUCGCCCAGUGCUUCGUGCGCACUAAUGACGGAGCUCGUUUCGCCGCCGCACUUUCUGUUCGCCCUGGCAUGCUCACCAUACACAUUGCGAGUGAUCGAGCACCUACUGCAGAAGACCAUCUCAUGGGCAAACGGUUCAUAGCGGAAGUCGUUGAGGCCGUCUCUCGGAAGGACAGGCUUGACGACCCCGAUGUCUUCUACGGCAUCAUCAUGCAAUUUGUGCGCAUGUACGCACAAACGGCCUGGGAGCGGCUCGUUCGCAAGAUUGAUCUCAUCCUGGAUGUAAACUCGUGGAACGGGGUAGGAGAACCGGACGAGACCCUGCAGCGGAUCGAUGGCUUGGUUGAUGACUGGGUGGAUCGUUGGACCACAAUGACGUAUGGAGGGGAGUCCUCCACACCAAUCCAGAAAGUCGCAGAUAAAUCUUUUGGCGGGGACACUCACAAGGCGCUGAAGCAUGUUUUCCGAUGCCUGUUCGACCGUGCGCAGCGCAUCCGUACCGAGAACUUUGACACGGACGAGGAACGCAUAAAUUACCUGCGAGAGGUAAUUUUCAGAUGUGAAGUGCUGCACUCGUCGGACUUUCUGAGGGACCUCGACCAGAGUCCGGUAUGGAUGAAGCAGCUCUCCAACUGUCCUCCGGGCAAAAAUCUACUUCUCUGCCUGCGCCGCCGUAUCGCGCGUCUUGAACGCUACUUUGGUGGUGCGACGGAUUUCAUUUUUCGUGGAACGAGGUAUUUCGACUUAAUCUUGCAACCCGGAGUGCCACCGAAACCAGAAGACUUGGAGAAUUGCGCACAGAUCGUAUGGGUUGGAGAAGUAAUACCCCGAGUGCCCGCGAACCCCUAUACAUGGCCAUCCUCGCCGGAAGACUGGUUCAGCGGUGUGUUGCACCGCUCCGGUGUGCGGCUUUCACGAGAACGCAAACGGAGGGCGUUCUCCUGCCUGCGCAUCCACGACGCCUGGCAGUAUGGUGAGAGCAACAGCCCUGUUGUUCCGAAGCUGCACUGCGAGCUGCAGAUGGUCCACUACCUAGAUCAGCAGCGCAUAGCCGUGGUCAAGUACACUAUCGGUGUCAGUAAGGACGUCUGUUGGGCCUGCGAGCUGUACCUCGCGCAGCUCCGAGCGAGGCUUGGUGACGACUUUCCGGGAUGGAAGGUCCCGCAAACAUACGACGCUUACAGGAAGGCCGCGCACGAUUGGAUGGUGCCCGUCGCGCUGCCUGAGGCGCGAACGCUUACUCGUGACGUCGUGGAAAGGACCGUCAACAAUGUGUUCCAGAUCACGAAGAGGGAGAUGCAAGAUUGGGCGAAGCGGGCAUUCAAGGAGUUCCGGCCCAUAUCACCGUUUCCUUUGUUUUGA
Molecule: messenger RNA, 1614 nt
Organism: Sparassis crispa
Lineage: Eukaryota; Fungi; Basidiomycota; Agaricomycetes; Polyporales; Sparassidaceae
Exons: 1
Coding region: 1-1614 (537 amino acids)
Source: RefSeq, a predicted model, not a curated record